Molecule: messenger RNA, 1304 nt
Organism: Jaculus jaculus (lesser Egyptian jerboa)
Lineage: Eukaryota; Metazoa; Chordata; Mammalia; Rodentia; Dipodidae
Gene: Apobec2
Product: apolipoprotein B mRNA editing enzyme catalytic subunit 2
Exons: 3
Coding region: 194-868 (224 amino acids)
Biological process (GO): cytidine to uridine editing
Cellular component (GO): nucleus; cytoplasm
Molecular function (GO): cytidine deaminase activity; RNA binding
Source: RefSeq, a predicted model, not a curated record
GAAGCCUGGCUUGUGGGUUCACCUUCUGUCAUCCCCAGGCACUCUUAGCUGCUGACAGCUGCUUGGGACUCUGCCGCCCAGGGCCAGGCCAGUCUUGCAGCCUCUCCUCUCUCUCUCUCUCUCUCUCUCUCUCUCUCUCUCUCUCUCUCUCUCUCUCUCUCUCCCUCUCUGACUCCCGAGACACAGCCCCUCCAUGGCUCAGAAAGAAGAGGCCGCCGCAGCUGAAGCUCCAGCUUCCCAGAAUGGAGAGGACCUGGAGAACUUGGAAGACCCCGAGAAGCUGAAGGAGCUUAUUGACCUGCCGCCCUUUGAGAUCGUCACUGGGGAGCGGCUGCCGGUCAAUUUCUUUAAAUUUCAGUUCCGGAACGUCGAGUACAGUUCGGGGCGGAACAAGACGUUCCUGUGCUACGUGGUGGAGGCUCAGGAGAAGGGGGGCCAGGUGCAGGCGACCCGGGGCUACCUGGAGGACGAGCACGCCGGGGCGCACGCCGAGGAAGCCUUCUUCAACAGCAUCCUGCCCGCCUGCGACCCGGCCCGCAGGUACAGCGUCACCUGGUACGUGUCGUCCAGCCCCUGCGCCGCGUGCGCAGAGCGCAUCGCCAAGACCCUGGGCCGGACCAAGAACCUGCGGCUGCUCAUCCUGGUGGGCCGACUGUUCAUGUGGGAGGAGCCCGAGGUCCAGGCAGCGCUGAGGAUGAUGAAGGAGGCCGGCUGUAAGCUGCGCAUCAUGAAGCCCCAGGACUUCGAGUACGUCUGGCAGAACUUCGUGGAGCAAGAAGAGGGUGAACCCAAGACCUUCCAGCCCUGGGAUGACAUUCAGGAGAACUUCCUGUACUAUGAGGAGAAGCUGGCAGACAUCCUCAAGUAGGGCGACGGAGCUGGGCACACCCUCCCCCACCCCCACCCUCCCGUCUGCCUGCCACCACCGAGAGAAGCAGUGACACGUACACCACCCGGGACACGCCUUUCUCAUUCUACUUGGAGCUGAGCAACACCAAGCAAUCCUACUGGACAAGGUCCUGAGAGAACCCAAAUACCUUUCAAGCUGUAAUUAAUUUAGGGCUAUGCUUUCUCUCUGACACAGCUCUUGGGGAACAGUGAUUCCCAAGGAGAGAAAAGCAACCACAUAUGGUGUCCUGGGCAUAUGAGGCCUAAGCACCUUACUAUCUCCCCAAGGCAAAGGUCCUCAGACUCAAGGUGCAGACCUUGGAAGUACACCCAGACAUGCAUUUUAUGCUAAGCUGGGCUGUUUUGGUUUUAAAGAAAGAAAAACAGCAAUAUUAAUAAAAACAAACUGUGUGGUU